GACUGAGCCUCUUCUCAAAAUCUCCAUCCCCCAAUAGCCAAAAGUCCCAUGGAUAAUGACGACCCCACUACUUCCCUGAGUAGUCAAGCAACACUGUAUGGAUAGGCUUCUACUUACAGUACUUUUCAGGCCCGACUCUCACAUCGACCAUCCUGACCGCUCAUAACGUCGCCUGCACGGUCAGAUAGACAUGACAUGCCGCUCAUUCCUCACUUGAUCCGGCCUCGCCUUGCGCCUAUUCCAUCGAAAGAUACAUCACAUACCUCUUUGGACCAGCUGCGAUUCCCCCAGGUGGAAAUGCUGGUGGCUAGACAUGGUCGGCGUUCCUGGAAAAAGCAAAGGCUGUAGCACUUGUCGCCGUCGUAAAAAGGGUUGCGAUCAAAAGCGACCCAUCUGCGGUCAAUGUGCCUCAAGUGGAUUUGUUUGCGGAGGAUACAAACGCGAUAGGACCUUCAUCCUCCACCCAGCGAGCAAAGAAGUCGAGAAAGCCAUCUUCCUCCCGUACGCAAGAUCCAUUGCUGGGCCGCUUCCCGGGUCUCUCAAUCAGACAGCCAUACAAGCGCAAUGUCGAAGUCUGUUCUGGGAUCUAUACAUGCCCCAAGGCGAAUGCGCCUGUCGCGACGCCUUCCUGAUCCGCUGCGGUCAUCCCAUGAACUGGGCAGAACUCAUACAAGACGUGUCUAGCCAGGAUAGUUCUCUGGAAGAGGCAUUUUCUGCUUUGACUAUAUCAAGAGUCGGACAAGCCAAUAAAGAUGUUCGACUCGUCCAUGAGAGCAGCAAAAUCUAUGGCAGAGCGCUAAAAGAAUUGCAAGAGGCUUUGUUUGACCCGAAGCGCAUGUACUCUGAUCAAAUUCUCAUGGCUUGUAUGUUACUGGGCUUAUACGAGGUCUUUGAAGGCCCUGCGUUUCAAUCUCGGAGCUGGCUUACGCAUGCUGCUGGAGCGGCACGCCUAGUGCAACUACGAGGCCCUGAGAGGCAUCAACAUUGGGCAGCCCAUCACCCGUUUCUGGCCUCUCGGAUCCCCACCGUAUAUGCAUCAAUCUUGCAGAGGAAGUCAACCUAUCUAGCGACUGAAGAGUGGCUGACCAUUCCGUGGAUUAAGAUGGGGCAUAGGACAUAUUUUGAUCUUUUGACAGACACCACAACACUGGUCCCUGGGUUUCUCGAAAAAUUCGACCUUCUUCGAGAGAGCGACUCGGAUAUAGGCCAAGAUCUCAUCCAGCUCCUGAGCGACUGUAAGACUAUUCAGCUGAAAAUGGACAGGUGGAGAGAUGGGACAAAGAAAGGAGCAACUCCGCGUCUUCAAAAGCAUGAUCCGAACGACCCAGACGGAUAUCCUUUCGAAACAGACCUCUGGUUCGAGAAUCAUCUUUUUGUCCAUGCUCGAGUCGUCUAUUAUGCAUGUUCAUUGACGCUCGCCGAGCUGGGCGAUGAUAUUGUGCAGGCUCUCGAACUACGAGGGCACAAAGUGCCAGAAUCCAUGAGCCCAACGACGCUGAAGGAAAUUCUCAGCGCAGACCGCUAUGCUUCUAAUAUCUGCCGGACUGUGCCGUAUUGUCUACAGCCGGACAUGGGGGCUUGGGGGGCAAACAUCAUCAACUUCCCUGCAAACCUCGCCUAUUUUUAUUACCAGAGGAUUGGGCGAAGCGACGCGACCAAAUGGCUUGAGAAGGCCUUUGAACGUGUCAAACAGAGGGGCGUCCAUGCAGAACAUGUUUUCAAUGAGCUCCUUUUCCAAUUGAGGGAGAGGGAUGAGCCCAACUUUCACUUGAAGAGAGAGUCGAGCGCUGAAACAACCGAAUCCGGGGAAUCACCGGGGUCGAUCCCAAGUUUGUCCAGUACAGCAACGACAUUCAUCUACGAGGAUCCUUCCAAAGCAUAUUACGAUGCCAGCAAUGAUCCAGAUUGAGGACUUCACGAGCGGGGCAACUCCUUACAUCAUGUAUCGAUACAGGCAUGACUUGUUCUCCAAGUCUACUUCAGCCUCUUCACCACGACGUGGAAUUGAUGUACAUGCUGCCCGCGGCAUAAGCGGAGUCUGGACACCACAAAGACUCACCGACACUGUCUGCGAAUAACACAAGGCUGAUCGGACCAUUUGUCAUAUGACCCGCAUGCCGAUACUUCGACUUGCAAAGAUGACAUUGUUUUGAAGUCUACAACGCUGCACAAUAUGGCGUGGUACAAAUACGAUCAGCAGUUCUCCGUUGCGAGGAUAUCGAGCGUGAGCAUUUCUAGACUUGUGUAGCUGGAAGCAGCAACCCAUUCACACGGGGUUACCACCGGUUAUUACCGGUCAUUGAUCUGUCAUUGAAUGGCUAUCAACAUACUCCGUACACUGCCAGUCAACAACCUUCCUCCCCUCUGGACGACUCUAGGUCCUACGUUUGUUGUUGCGGACCUUUCAACCGUAUGACCAAAUUUCGGCGACUCCAAUCAUCGAUUGGAGGAAGGUCGUCGAGUGGUACAGCACGUUACCUGCGAUUCUAUCUACUGUACAUUACUCAAAAGGAUAUGAUCAGGAGAUCUCGAUGACAUGACAGUGCUUGAUUGUUUUUUUUUCGAGCACUUUGAAUUGUACCAUCGACCCAAAUAGGACGUAUAGCUAGCCAUACUCCAAACGAGUUUCAUCC
Molecule: messenger RNA, 2633 nt
Organism: Exophiala oligosperma
Lineage: Eukaryota; Fungi; Ascomycota; Eurotiomycetes; Chaetothyriales; Herpotrichiellaceae
Exons: 2
Coding region: 314-1909 (531 amino acids)
Biological process (GO): regulation of DNA-templated transcription
Molecular function (GO): zinc ion binding; DNA-binding transcription factor activity, RNA polymerase II-specific
Source: RefSeq, a predicted model, not a curated record